UCUCUUUCAAACCCCAUGAGGAAUGGAGUCCACAGUCACUACAAAAACAGUAAUUGUAGGCGCAGGCCUAAGUGGACUAGCUGCAGCUAAGUUUUUGACAGAGAAUGGUGUAGAAGUAACUGUUUUAGAAGCAAGAGACAGAGUUGGAGGCAGGACUUGUACAAUUGAUGACCCCAUCCAUGGUAAGUCGGACCUUGGUGGUGCCUAUGUAGGACCAACUCAAGAUAAUGUAUAUAGACUGGCAGAGGAAUAUGGGCUCCAGUUUUUUGACGUGAAUGACAAGGAAAAAACAGUACUUAAUUUCAAAAAUUGUUGGUACAAGUAUAAUGGAGUUAUACCACCUGUGACAAACCCAUUUGUUUUAUUAGAUUUAAACCAUGCAAUUAGAACCAUAGAAUCCAUGGCAAUCCAGGUACCUAAACAUGCUCCUUGGUUGGCAAAGAAGGCUGAAGAAUGGGACUGUAUGACAGUUAAAGAAUUCCUGGACAAAAUUUGCUGGACACAAUUUGCAAGAGACAUUAUAGAUAUAUUUAUAAAGGGAUUAUACUGUGUUGAGCCUCAUGAAUUAUCCCUGUUAUUUGCGUUAUGGUAUAUUCAUAGCGGAGGAGGUGUUGCCAAGAUGUCUGACACAAGCGGAGGAGCUCAGGAAAAGAAAUUUAUAGAUGGUAGUCAGAAAUUAUCAGACAAAAUUGCAGAAAGUCUAGCAGAUCGAGUGAGGUUAUCUAGUCCUGUUACAAGUAUUACACAGACUGACUCUAUGGUAACAGUUGCAAGCCAGAAUGGAAAGACAUACAAAGCAGAUUAUGUGAUACUAGCCAUUCCUCCACCACUGUUGUCUAGAAUAUCAUUUGAUCCUACACUUCCUGGUGACAAAAUACAACUGAUACAGAAAAUGCCAAUGGGAUCUAUUAUCAAAACAGUCGUGUAUUAUCAGGAAGCUUUCUGGAGAAAAAUGGACAUGUGUGGUAGUGCUGUUUCAAACUUUGGUCCUAUAACUUAUUGCAUUGAUGACACCAAACCUGAUGGAACACACCCAGCUGUCAUGGGGUUUGUUUUAGCCAAUCAAGCUAGAGAACUGAUGCACCUAUCAGAAUCCAAAAGAAAGGAUGCAAUUUGUCAACAUUAUGCACAAGCAUUUAAAUGUGAGCAGUUUCUUAAGCCAAUAGGUUAUUUGGAGAAAAAUUGGAUGGCUGAAGAAUUUUCUGGUGGAUGUUAUUCUUCUAAUAUGCCACCUGGUGUACUGACAACUAUGGGCAGAUGUUUGCAAGAACCGCAUGGAAGAAUUCAUUUUGCUGGAACUGAAACAGCAACAAAAUGGGCAGGAUAUAUGGAUGGUGCAAUUCAGGCAGGAUACAGAGCAGCUAAAGAGGUGAUGCAGAGGAAAGCAGGAAAAGCCAUCCCCGUUAUAGAUGAAGAACCACCCAUGGUUGUAGAGAGAGACUGGAUAGAGAAUUGCUUACCUUCAGUGAAAGGAUUACUCUUUUCUCUAACUGUUUUAGUCUUUAGUGUUGGUGUAUUUUUCUUGUGGAAAUAAUAUAAACUUCUAUUUUUCUUGUGGAAAUAAUAUAAACUUCUAUUUUUCUUGCAAUGACAAUCAGAAAAAAAUCAGUUAAAACUGUCAUAAUUUAAAAAAAAUUUAUAGGCUGUUAGUUGUUGAAAGCACUUAUUAAUAAUCAAGAAUUUUGUAUGAAUAAUUAGUUGUUCAACAUGUUUUUUUUUACUUUAUUUACAUGUAAAUUUGUAGACUGCUUAAGAAGGAGUCUUUUUGUUAAUGAUAUUGAGUUGACAACUGAAACUCAUAAAUAUUGAUUUGGAAAUAUUUCUCAAGUUCUUUAUAACAAGGUAAUACAUUGGACUAUUGAAGAAAUACAAUUAGUUCAAAUUUUUGCAAUUAGGCAUUUUUUUAAACAAUUUUUUUCAUUUAAUUAUGAAAGUAAAACAAUAUUUAUUUGCAAGUAUAUUUCAAAUUACAUACAAUCAAACCUGCUACAUUGUAUAAAGGUCAAAACUUUAAAGCAAAAACCUGUUUUGGCAGGUCACCUUCUUUUUGUCCUGAGGGGCCUCGGUGGCCGAGUGGUCUAAGUAAUUACUACUGUAAUCACUAGCCAGUCAACACUGAGGUUGUGAGUUCGAACCCCGCUCGUGCAGGUGCACUCAACUCCAAUCUUAAUUGACUAGGAUUGUCAGUUUUCCUAUCGAAGGUCGGUGGUUUUCUCCCGGCACUCCGGCUUCCUCCACCAAUAAAAACUGUCAGCCACGAAAUAGCCCAAAAGCGGUGCUUAAAAGUGGCGUUAAAACACAAAAAAUCAAAAAUCAAAAUCUUUUUGUCCUGCUGUUGUAUACUUUAGUAUUCUGAACCACAAUUCAAAGGUCAUCACUCUUAUAAGUAUUUUAAUUUUUAUUCCAUCUGAUUGGUUUUUGGAAAUCUGUUUCCCUCCUUUACAAGAACUUUAUGACUGUGCCUAUGGAUUUUGAUUAGAUCUUGGAAAAUUUAGCUUGCAGGAAGCCCAUACCAUUGUUUUGUGUAAUGCUGGACUUGGUGUAGCUCAUUUUUACAUACCCUGUACUUUGAUACUGAAAAUAAUUGCAUAAUAAUAUGAAUUUAUUUUUUGCCAAACGUUAGCACCGUCAAAAGCCUCAGUACUAGCAUAUUUUGCAUCUCAUUUCUAGCUUAUCCAUCAGAAAGGGCCUGUGUGAAAUGCUGUCAUCAUUUGGCCCUUUUACUUUUUCUUGUUUUCCUCAUCUCCUAAGAAAGUACUUGGCAAAAUUGAUUAAGACGUGGCAGAAAUGAUGUAAAUAUAAGAAAUAAGAUCUAUUAUAAAGAAAGUACUCAUUCCAUUAUUUUUUUUUCAAAUUUAUUGUGCAAUUUUUUAAUAUAAACUCUAAGUGUCGGUACUCCUUCUAUGUAACUGAAGAUUUUAAUAUACUGUGUAUAUCAUCUUGUUAACAAGGCAAAAUCUGUUAAAACUGUUUAGGAAGGACCAUUUGUAGACACCUCAUUUUUGCUGUUGAAAUACAUUGAUGCACAUGUCCAUUAUAGACCAUUCUUUGUUGUUUAAAAAACAUUCUGUGUAACUCAUCCAUUAAAGUAUCAUUCCUAUCAGAUUGAAAGAACGUAUGUGACGGCUAGAAGCAGUUCUUAAUAUGCUUUAUUUGGUUGGAGAGUGACCAAUCUUGGAAUUUGACAUUGAUACCAGCUGUGUAAUGCAUGCUCUUUCAAUCUUCUACAUACAUUUCAAAUUUACUUUCUCACUGCCCAACCUGUACAAUAUACACUAUGAUUCCCUCUACUGCUACCAGCCAUCCAAUAAGUUAUAUACUACAACAGUAGUAUUACAAGACAGGGAUUCAGUUUACUGCAUAUUGUAUAUUGUUGAGAUGCAUGAUGAAUAAAUAAGAGAACACUAUUAAUGAAGUUAGUUGAAAUGAAAGAGUUAUUAGUUGUUAGCUAAUUUCAUUUCACCUGCAUAUUGGUAAAUGGUUAUGCAAAGUGACUUGAGAUAAGUUUUGUAAUCUUACAUGAUCUUUUUUUUAAAUUUAAGUAAAUUGUUAUUCAAUACUUUGUUUUAAUGUCUUUUACAUUUUAAUGGUUUUUUUAUGAAGUUUUACUGUAAUUGUUAUGAUUAUAUAUGUAUACAGUUGUUAAUUCUAAAUUAUUUCUUUCACAUAUCAUUAAAAACUAUUGAAUCUUA
Mytilus californianus (California mussel) is the source of this 3692-nucleotide messenger RNA. RefSeq names its product amine oxidase [flavin-containing]-like. The transcript has 13 exons. The record is from RefSeq and is a predicted model, not a curated record. Gene Ontology annotation, molecular function: oxidoreductase activity. The coding region runs from base 23 to 1534 and encodes 503 amino acids. Lineage: Eukaryota; Metazoa; Mollusca; Bivalvia; Mytilida; Mytilidae.